UUAUCUUUCUGGUGAAGAAGAUUGAGGAUGGCUGCCCUGGGCACAGAAAAUUUCAGGAGUGGCACACCAGUCCAGACGCCAGAGGGAAAUGUGGUGAUGAAUUUCAGCUUUGAUGGCUACCCAUUGGAGGAGGAAGAACCUCAGACUAAAGAGAGACAGAGACAGGGCAGCACAGGCAUGUCCAUAGUCAAUGAACCAGCCUAUGAAAACUGAACUCCAGAGGACAGCUAUCAUGGCAUUUAUUUUGCGAUGCUUUUGGCUGGAGUUGGAUUCUUACUGCCUUACAACAGUUUCAUCACUGACGUGGAUUACCUUCACCAAAAAUACCCAGGAACAUCCAUUGUGUUUGACAUGAGUCUCACGUACAUCCUUGUAGCAUUGGCAGCUGUGAUUUUGAACAAUGCAUUGGUGGAGCUGCUGAGUCUGCACACCCGCAUCACUGUUGGUUACCUGUUUGCUUUGGGCCCCCUAAUGUUUGUGAGUAUCUGUGACGUCUGGUUGGAGCUAUUUACAGUACAGCAGGCAUAUGCCAUCAAUCUGGUGGCAGUGGGCAUUGUGGCUUUUGGAUGCACAGUGCAGCAAUCAAGUUUCUAUGGUUACACUGGAAUGUUGCCCAAACGCUACACCCAAGGGGUGAUGACAGGCGAAAGCACUGCUGGUGUCAUCAUUUCCCUCAGCAGAAUCUUUACCAAGCUCCUGGUUUCUGAUGAAAGGAAGAACACCAUUGUCUUCUUCUUCGUUUCAAUCGGAAUGGAGAGCAUGUGCUUCAUCUUGCACUUGCUGGUGAAAAGAACGCAGUUUGUGCGAUACUACACCUCUCACAGCAGCCGGGGCCAUGAACGUCUAAAGGACAAAGGUCAUGUGGAUCAGGGCCCAGGUUACCGGGUCCAUCAUAAUGUCAAUACAGAGGAAGUAAGAUUCGAAAACGGUACAAUGGAAAGCCCCCAGUCUGAUGUAGCUGAGCAGGAUAUUCCAGCCACUGCUGCCUACAUGAGGUUUGAUGCACCAAAGUCAAAGUUAAGGAGAACCUGGCCAGGUUUCAGAGACAUGAUUCUACACCGAUACAUUGUGGCCCGCAUUAUUUGGCCAUACAUGCUCUCCAUAGCUCUAACAUACUUCAUCACCCUCUGCCUAUUUCCGGGACUGGAAUCCGAAAUUCGGAACUGCACUUUGGGAGAAUGGUUGCCAAUCCUCAUCAUGGCCAUUUUUAACCUGUCUGAUUUUGUGGGAAAGAUACUUGCAGCUUUGCCUUAUGACUGGAAGGGACUUCAUCUCCUCAUCUGUUCCUGCACCCGGGUUGUCUUCAUCCCACUCUUCCUUCUGUGUGUGCUCCCAGGUGACCAGGCUGUUUUCAAUCAUCCUGCCUGGCCAUGUGUCUUCUCUUUGCUAAUGGGGAUUUCAAACGGCUACUUUGGUAGUGUGCCAAUGAUCUUGGCAGCAGGCAAAGUCAACCCAGAACAGAGAGAGCUGGCAGGUAACACCAUGACUGUAUCCUACAUGUCGGGACUAACAUUAGGAUCUGCAGUGGCCUAUGUCACAUACAGCCUGACCAGUAUGUCUCAUACUUCAUGUAUUCACACUGAAACCAUCAACGCUUCUCUGCCCACAGGAAUCUAAAAAAGGAUCUCUUCACAUUCUCAUCAGGGGCUAAAUGGAGAAAUGCUAAAGGUUAUUUAGAUCAUCCCAUGGAAACAUUGCUUGGUGCGCAUCAUCUCAAACACAUAAAAGAUCCCCAACGUGUCUGGGACUUUGUUUUUAUUCUGCCCAUCCUCGAGAAUUGGAUGGGAUCACCUUCAUGAACAUGAAAAGCUUCUGAAGAAGCUCCGAGUGGAAGUGUUAGCCGUCAGAAUCACCGACAGCCUUGACUUUAAUUGAGACUAAAAACAGUCCUAAAAUCUCGUCUAAGACUGCCUGCUUAUUGUUAUUUUGUUUGCCAACUCUGUUUAGAAUUGUGUUCCUCUUUUUACAGAAGGGAACUGUUGUCCUCUCAAGUACAGCUUUCUUGAGCAGUGUAAGAGGGGUUCUGUAAUUCUAUGGCUAAUGUUCCCAAGCAUUUUCCAGACAAAAUGUGCAUUUGUUUAAACAAAUUAACCUCUCAAACCCACUGUGUUUUAUUCUCCAAGGAUUCCAUGGACAGGUCUGCACUGUGUUUUAAAAGACCACCAAAAAUGAUGCUUUUAUAGAUUCCUCUGAGUGCAUCUGAAUGUGGCUUUAAUCAUCUUUCCUGCAUUUUAUUUGACUA
Molecule: messenger RNA, 2242 nt
Organism: Hemiscyllium ocellatum (epaulette shark)
Lineage: Eukaryota; Metazoa; Chordata; Chondrichthyes; Orectolobiformes; Hemiscylliidae
Gene: slc29a4a
Product: solute carrier family 29 member 4a
Exons: 12
Biological process (GO): nucleoside transmembrane transport
Cellular component (GO): plasma membrane
Molecular function (GO): nucleoside transmembrane transporter activity; monoamine transmembrane transporter activity
Source: RefSeq, a predicted model, not a curated record